AUGAUGGUAAGGACGGCACUAUCAACUUCGCCACAAAAGCGCGCGUACAUCACUGAGGAUACAAAUAAUACGAACAUUGGAUUUUUCAAUUUUGUUACCUACGAAACACUCUAUGCAAUCGUGCCGGUGAUGACCUUUAUCGACCUGUUGACGCUGUCCCUCCGUUUCGCGUCCGUCCGACAGCGAAGGUCACGGCCCCAGGCCGAUGAUUAUUCUGCCAUGCUCGCAUGUUUUGUCUCCAUUGUGACAGGAAUCAUCACAUUAUAUGGUGCGGUUAACCGUGUCAUCGGCCGGCACGAUUGGGAUCCGUGGCCACUGCCAGAAGGACCCUGGCCAAGGAGCGACUAUACAUUGGCCAGUAAGGACACAGAGCACCCAGUGUUCAUGAAGUUAUACCAACUCCAUGUCGAGAUCAUCUAUAUUUUGAACUGCCUCCAAGGUGUCGGCGUUGGGACUGUUCGACUGGCCUUCCUCUUCCUCUUUCGGAAGCUCUUCUCGUACCAGGGAAAGCGAUACGUAAUGUUAAUAAACGUCCUCGUCGGCCUUGUGGUCUUGUUUAUGGUGGUACAUACCGCAAUGACAAUCUUCGCCUGCGGAGUACAUCCGGAAGCGCGGUGGAUCAAUCAUGACACGGCGGCGCAACAGUGCCUACAAUUGUACGCUUACAACUUCGGCAUCGGAGUUUGCAUGGUCAUUAUCGACACAAUUGUGUUCAUCUUACCGAUGUGGCCGCUAUACAAGAUAACGCUAACGAUGGCCAAAGACCAACAGAGAUACAUAUUGGCCGUUUUUGCCUUGGGAUUCUUCCGUCGUAUCUUCAUACUUCGGCUUAGUUCUAACCCUACCAUUGUAUUUGUUUCGAGAUGGCUACCUCUAUACGUGGCUACGUGA
Colletotrichum truncatum is the source of this 891-nucleotide messenger RNA. RefSeq lists its product as uncharacterized. The record is from RefSeq and is a predicted model, not a curated record. Lineage: Eukaryota; Fungi; Ascomycota; Sordariomycetes; Glomerellales; Glomerellaceae.